Ceutorhynchus assimilis (cabbage seed weevil) is the source of this 752-nucleotide messenger RNA. NCBI's taxonomy places the organism in Eukaryota, Metazoa, Arthropoda, Insecta, Coleoptera, Curculionidae. The record is from the annotation of a GenBank genome assembly.
CUGAUGCAAUCCGUAGCGUCAUCGAGAGAAAAAUUUUGUUGGCCAAGAAAUCUGGACCCAUUUAUACUCCCGAACAGUAUGUUUCUAUUAUUCGUGAGGCCAAGAAAAAGGGAAAGAAAAUUGAAGUUAAAGAAAUGAGUUUUGAAAGUUUUUUUGACAUCAAGUCAUUAUCCGAUGAUAUGGGUCUCAACAUUAAUAAAAAUACUGACGGAGAUGAAUUUAAAAUUAAUGUUGUUAAAAUCUUACAAUUUAAAAAAGGAGAAGAAGAAUUUUGUUACAAAACGAGCUACAAACAAAAAGAAUGGUAUCGACUGAACUUUAGACAAAGAAAAAGAUCCAAAAAAGACCUCAUUAACAAAAACGUUAUUAUCAAAAAAGCCUACUGCAAUCCAUUCCAGUUAUCUGAUAAUAAAAAAAGAGAUUUACUGAGUUUACUGAAUACUAACCUUAUUCCAGCAUUCUAUAAACCCUAUUUCGAAAGUAUUUUACAGUAAUUAAGAGCAACCAGUUAUUUUUUUUCGCACUUAUGUUGCGAUAGUGAAUAAUAUUAGAUUAGGUAUCCUUUCGUUUGAUAAUAAUCAAGAUCUCAGCGUUUAGAUUUAUUUAUUUAGAGCACCUCUUCAGUUUGCAUUUACCAAAGAUUAAUAAAAAAAAGACUGAAAAUGUACCUGAUUUGAAGUUUUAUUUUAAUAAAACAAAGGCGUAACUUCAAAUUUCACUUUUAAUUCAAAUAUGACAAAAACCAAAAUAAC